This is a messenger RNA of Hyaloscypha bicolor E, 2352 nucleotides long. RefSeq names its product HET-domain-containing protein. Bases 79 to 2280 code for a protein of 733 amino acids. The transcript has a single exon. The record is from RefSeq and is a predicted model, not a curated record. NCBI's taxonomy places the organism in Eukaryota, Fungi, Ascomycota, Leotiomycetes, Helotiales, Hyaloscyphaceae.
CCGAAACCUUUGCUGUGCGCAACAGAGGUGAUUGCCAAACACAUACAUGUACACGUAAAUGUUCGACGGGGCGUGCAAAUGGACUCUCCGACCUUAGCUCAGCUAGCCCGCCCAGUGCACGGCUGUACAGAGUUUUGCUCAAUCGCCAAGACCAACAUACUCGGCUUGAUCGAUGAGAGCGUGCAGACUUCGCUCUUAUGUACACAAUGUCAGCAGAUCCGGACCUGGUUAGAAUCGAACUUCCAUCGCUUGAAGCAAGACCGAUUUCUGCGAACUAGACGUAAAUUUAAUCACCACGUAUCGGGCCGCGAGCUCGAGAAUUCAUACCUACAAGGCUGUCACCUCUGCACUCUCUUGUGGACUGUCUUUCUACGCCAUCAGGGAACACAGCACCUUCCCUAUUUGGCAGAUUCGUUAAGAAAGGCCAAAGACCUAGCAGUCGUCCUCAAGUCCUCGUCCAGCUGUUUCUUGUAUCUUACCGCCUCUAUGAAGAAUCCAAAUUACAAGGGCGAUCGCCUGUACCUGUCCCUGCAUUCAUCUACCAAUGGUCCGCCAGCAAAAAAGGUAUCAAAAUCCACACCGAAGAUUCCUGCGAAUGGGGUCGGCGGGGAAAUACUCACUCACGACUCAGGGGGCGGUGCGAUACGAGACUGGCUGCGUCGAAAGGCGUGCUGCGAUGCUGCAUUCGGAUCACUCCCUGUGGCAGGCUUGGUUACCCCUAUUCCAGUUCUAACGUCAUCGCUACCGCUCAAAACCUUAUCCCAUAAGGUCUUGCAACAGACCAUGAACUGGAUCAAACGUUGUGGCGCUUCACAUGCCAAGUGUAAGACUCCAACAGAUGGAGUCCUGCCAGCCAGGCUAAUCGACCUAGAGAACGUUCAACAGCUUCAGUUCGUCCGUAUUGUUCGAGUCCUUGUGCUAUCUCCACCCGACCUGAAAUAUGCAACCUUGAGUUACUGUUGGGGUGGCAAGUCCAAGCUGCAGCUGAAUAGGUCCAAUGCCUCGACCCUCGAAGUCGGAGUGUCAGUCAGUACACUCCCCAAGACGAUCCAGGAUGCCGUUCACUUCACCGCCGGAUUAGGCCUAAGGUGGCUCUGGGUCGAUUCCUUGUGCAUCGUCCAGGACUCAACGGAGGAUAUGGCGCACGAGGUUCAAUCAAUGUACGGCAUCUAUCAGAACUGUUUCAUCUCGAUCGCUGCUUUGGAUGCUAAGCACAGUGACGAAGGGCUAUACGCUUGCAGGGACCCGUUGAUGUACGCCAAAUGUGAACUGGCCCGCACCUCUAAAAAGCAGGCGAUUGUCAUCUAUUCGGGUUGCCCUCACCCUACUCUCUACAGAGUACCCCCGUUAUAUACGAGGGGUUGGGUGGUGCAGGAGCGAAUUCUCCCACCCAGAACGGUUAUUCUCGGGCGCACUGUAGCCUGGGAGUGCCGAGAGACUAGGCAGGUCGAAUUCAAUGGGGCAGGACAUGCUACUCCACUUAGCACAAUCAAAUCGGACUUCUUCAAUGCAAUCAUCGAGUCAAAAGGAAAAUUAGCAGCUACUGAUGAUGAGCUGGUCAAAAUCCGUGAAGCCUGGGGUCGCAUAUUCAGCGAGUACCUCAAGACAAAUCUGACAUUCAAGUCCGACAGGCUCGCCGCGAUAUCUGCCGUUAUCUCGGCAAUACAAGCGCGAACCAACUGGCAGAACUCCGGUGGGCUCUGGGUGCCAUUUCUAUUCACGGAGCUUCUUUGGAAAAGAACGCCGCUAUCGAGCGGGUCUUAUCGAACUGGUAUCUCACCAAGUUGGUCAUGGGCGUCUGUCGAAUGUAAAAUAUGGCGGUUAUCCGUCCCAAUCCUUAAGCGUUUCGUCGAGGUUGACGUGGAAGAUGGAGACGUGGAGUGUCUUAAAAAUAGGAAUGUUUCGUCUGGUGGGAGACCAAUCGCCCUUCGAGUUUCUGGCACUCCAAUGGAACUCCGUAAAGUUGAGUACGACUUUGAAAGUGAAUAUGGACGAGUUCAGGGGAAACAUUGCACAUUCCAAGUCCUCCCGAGCAUCAGUUUGGACCACGGUUGUUGGAUACCUGACAUAGGUCCUGAUGACAAUUACCCGAGCUAUUUUCUACCCUUCGCACAACUGGAGUACGGUGAUAUUGUUGGGCUGGGUUUGUCGAGAGUAGAUCCACUCUCACUGGUGUUCAAGCGAGAGGGCUACAUGAGAAUUUCCUAUCCGAAGAAAGGAGUUAAGCAGAUCCUUCAUUUCCUGAAUAAACAAACAAAAAUCACAAGUUAUAUUGUGUAGGCGUAGCAUCACAGGAUCACAUUUAUCUUUCAGUCCACCUGGCUAUUUUUUUUGCGCAGUAGUUCGUGCGAA